UUUUGCGAAUCCACUUUAAUCAUCCGUACUUUUCGCUCCAAACUGUGACCCAGGCUCUGAGCCUCAGGGUUGAGGGACAGAUGGGGGUACAGCCCUCCACAAUCCUGGCGACUCGGGGAAGGUCAGCGCGGGCGGACGGGCGGGGCGCGCUGUUGUGGCCCAGACUCACAGGCCACCCCAUCCCCACCUGAAACUCUGGCUGUCACUCGGUGCCAGCUGAGCCUAUCGAUGUCCAAGGUUCUUGAGAGGGGGCGGGCCUUAUGCAAAUCGUGUCGUCUUCGAGAAGCACAUAGUGAUACAAGAGCUCGGGAGGCGGCUCCAACGCGGACCUUACAGAGCCCGGCGUCCGCCUGCUAGCCAGCCCGGUCCCAGCGGCCGCCCAGGCUCGGAGCCAUCCAGCGAGUCAGCGAGCGGCCUCAGGUGGACAGCCAUCUGGUAGGCCCGCCUUGGGCAAGGGACCACCUGCACUUCAAGCCGGGUCCCCUGUUCAAGGAAGGUGGUACGGCUACCUUCUUACCCCCAGCUCAGGCCCACCAUGGGGAAGAACAACAGCAAGCUGGCCCCCGAGGUGCUGGAAGACCUGGUCCAGAACACAGAGUUCAGCGAGCAGGAGCUAAAGCAGUGGUAUAAGGGGUUCCUGAAGGACUGUCCCAGCGGCAUCCUCAACCUAGAGGAGUUUCAGCAGCUCUACAUCAAGUUCUUCCCUUACGGAGACGCCUCCAAGUUUGCACAGCACGCUUUCCGCACCUUCGACAAGAACGGCGACGGCACCAUCGACUUCCGGGAGUUCAUCUGCGCCCUCUCUGUCACCUCCCGUGGCAGCUUCGAGCAGAAGCUCAACUGGGCCUUUGAGAUGUACGACCUGGAUGGCGACGGACGCAUCACGCGCCUGGAGAUGCUGGAGAUUAUCGAGGCUAUCUAUAAGAUGGUGGGCACCGUCAUCAUGAUGCGUAUGAACCAGGAUGGGCUCACACCCCAGCAGCGCGUGGACAAGAUCUUCAAGAAGAUGGACCAGGACAAGGAUGACCAGAUUACACUGGAGGAGUUCAAGGAGGCAGCCAAGAGUGACCCAUCCAUUGUGUUGCUGCUUCAGUGUGACAUGCAGAAGUAGAGGCUGGUGAGGGGCAGGGCCCCUGGCCAGGACAGGCAUGGCACCUCCCAUCCUGAUGUCCUCUCUGCUGGCCCGUCCCCAGGGGGAGGGGCAUUCCAGCCUCACUCCCUAGGUCCCCCACUCCUCUGCCCAAGCCUUUCUCUCCUCAGUCAAGUUCCGUGAGGGACCACCUCAUCCUGCAAAAGAGAUGGGUCCUCUCAAGUAGCCUGUCCUCAAAGCGUCUGUCACUAGCUCCACCUCUAGCCUUGGCCUAGAACCAACAUCCUUUGGGCUUAGGAGAGUUGGCUUUUGACCCAAGAGGCGAGGUUAAGGAGGGGCUGAGGGCUUGCUUCGAAAUCCUGUUGUUCCCAGGAUUCAGCUCUAAUACACAAAGCGGUCCCAGAGGCUCCCAGUCAAAGGGCCAAACUGGGUCUCUCCUUUCCAGAUUCCUUGAGAGGUGGUCCCACCCCCUCGACUCUACCUGGCCCUUCUGGCCCCACCCUUGGGAACAUCCAUUGAGUCCCUUCUCCAGCUAAUGCUUGUUGAGCACUCGUUCAAUGCCAGGCACCUGAAGGUGCUAAGAAUAUGGUUGUUUACAAAAACACAUUCCAUGCCCUCUGAAAGCUCACAGGGUAAGGAGACAACUUCCAAGGGUGGAGGUCUUAGACAGGGAUGUGAAACACACGGAGACGAGGGCGCAAGGCAGCUGGCAGGUUCUUAGGACAAAUGUGUCCUUCAGCUAACACCACCCAAAGCUGCAGAAAGACUGAAAAAAAGCCCGAGGAAGUUUAGGUGCCACAUGUGGGUAGAAGUUUUAAGAAAAAUAAAAAUUUAUGUAAUAUUUA
This is a messenger RNA of Peromyscus eremicus (cactus mouse), 1935 nucleotides long. RefSeq names its product hippocalcin like 4 (gene Hpcal4). The transcript is spliced from 5 exons. Bases 536 to 1111 code for a protein of 191 amino acids. Gene Ontology annotation, molecular function: calcium ion binding. NCBI's taxonomy places the organism in Eukaryota, Metazoa, Chordata, Mammalia, Rodentia, Cricetidae. The record is from RefSeq and is a predicted model, not a curated record.